Didymella exigua CBS 183.55 is the source of this 1176-nucleotide messenger RNA. RefSeq names its product cat eye syndrome critical region protein 5 precursor. Gene Ontology annotation, cellular component: mitochondrion. Gene Ontology annotation, biological process: glycerophospholipid biosynthetic process. The transcript is spliced from 4 exons. The record is from RefSeq and is a predicted model, not a curated record. Lineage: Eukaryota; Fungi; Ascomycota; Dothideomycetes; Pleosporales; Didymellaceae. Bases 1 to 1176 code for a protein of 391 amino acids.
AUGGUGACUCGUACUCUGGUUCCACGCCUGGCAAGAUUGCCUCUGUGCAGGAGUCUGCAAACGGCUGCCCCAGCCGCUACACUACGUGUCCCAGGCUUCGCAUUCGCGUUCGACAUUGACGGCGUCCUGGUUCGCAGUUCAGACGCCCUGCCACGGGCUCAUCAGGCACUUUCGUACCUUCAGGCGCAGCGCAUACCAUUCAUCUUACUCACCAAUGGCGGCGGUAAACACGAAUCCGAACGGGUGGCCGAUCUGAGCCGCAAACUACGUGUGCCUCUUGACACCAGCAUGUUUGUACAGAGCCACACUCCUUUCGCCGAUAUGGACCAAUACAAGGACAAGACGGUCAUGGUUGUAGGAGGGGACGAGGACAAAUGCAGAUACGUUGCGGAAGCUUACGGGUUCAAGACAGUCGUUACGCCCGGCGAUAUACUGGCAGCCUAUCCAGACGUCUGGCCUUUCUCACAACAGUUGUUGCCUUAUUACAAAACAUUCACACGACCUCUUCCGGCUCCCAUUGACCCCACUUCGCCCUCGUCCUCUCUUCGCAUCGAUGCAGUUUUCGUAUACAACGAUCCGCGCGAUUGGGGCCUCGACGCUCAGAUUAUUAAAGACGUCCUGCUCUCCGAGCGUGGCAUUCUGGGUACACUUUCUGCGAAGAAUGGGAAUAAAACUCUUCCAAACAAGGGCUAUCAGCAAGACGGACAACCAACUCUGUAUUUCUCGAACCCUGAUCUACUGUGGGCGGCUAAGUACCACUUGCCACGACUAGGCCAAGGUGGGUUCCGCGAGGCGCUGGAAGGUAUCUGGGCGGCCAUCACUGGAGGCGAACGGGAAGGAGUCAAGCUGCAGAAGGUUGUUAUGGGCAAACCAUACCAGUCCACAUUUGAAUUCGCUGAGAAACGACUGAUUGCGCAUCGGGACCACCUUCUCAAGGGAACCAACCAAGAAAUCAGGGCUCUGAAGCGUGUGUACAUGGUUGGUGACAAUCCUGCCAGCGAUAUAGCAGGCGGCAACAAUUAUGACAGUCGCUAUGGGACUGACUGGGCAAGCAUUCUAGUCAAGACCGGUGUCUACGUAGAGGGCUCGCCGCCGGCCGUUCAGCCACGGCAAAUUGUUGGCGAUGUAUGGGAUGCGGUGAGUUGGGCUGCUGCGCAAGAAGGCUGGACAGGUUGA